Molecule: messenger RNA, 963 nt
Organism: Suncus etruscus (white-toothed pygmy shrew)
Lineage: Eukaryota; Metazoa; Chordata; Mammalia; Eulipotyphla; Soricidae
Product: olfactory receptor 5C1
Exons: 1
Coding region: 1-963 (320 amino acids)
Biological process (GO): G protein-coupled receptor signaling pathway; sensory perception of smell
Cellular component (GO): membrane
Molecular function (GO): odorant binding; olfactory receptor activity; G protein-coupled receptor activity
Source: RefSeq, a predicted model, not a curated record
AUGGCCCCAGACAACUUCACCUGGGCCAAGGUGGCCCCCGCCGAGUUCAUUCUCCUGGGCAUCACAGAUCGGUGGGACCUGCGUGUCACCCUCUUCUUGAUCUUCCUACCCGUCUACCUGGUGAGCCUGCUGGGCAAUGUGGGCAUGGUACUGCUCAUCUGUGUGGAUGCCCGGCUCCACACUCCCAUGUACUUCUUCCUGGCCAAUCUCUCCAUGCUGGACGCCUGUUAUUCCUCGGCCAUUGGCCCCAAGAUGCUGGUGGAUCUCCUGCUGCCCCGUGCCACCAUCCCUUACAUAGCCUGUGCCCUCCAGAUGUUUGUGUUUGCAGGCCUAGCAGAUGCUGAGUGCUGUUUGCUGGCGGCCAUGGCCUAUGACCGCUACGUGGCCAUUGGAAACCCUCUUCUGUAUACCACGGCCAUGUCACCCCGACUCUGCCUGGCCUUGCUGGGAGCUUCAGGCCUGGGUGGGGCAGUGAGUGCCUUUGUUCACACGACCUUCACCUUCCGCCUGAGCUUCUGUGGCUCUGUGGAGGUCAACAGCUUCUUCUGUGACAUCCCACCCCUGUUAGCCAUCUCAUGCAACGACACCAGCCUUAAUGAGCUGCUCCUCUUUGCCGUGUGUGGCUUCAUCCAGACAGCCACCGUGCUGGCUAUUGUCGUGUCUUAUGCUUUCAUUGCUGGGGCUGUGAUUCGCAUGCGUUCAGCCGAGGGUCGGAGGCGGGCAGCAUCCACUUGUGGUUCUCACCUGACAGCUGUGGCCAUGCUCUAUGGGACACUCAUUUUCAUGUACCUGCGGCCCAGCUCCAGCUAUGCCCUGGACACAGACAAGAUGGCCUCUGUCUUCUACACCCUGGUCAUUCCAGCUCUCAACCCACUCAUCUACAGCCUCCGUAACAAGGAGGUCAAGGAGGCCUUCAAAAGGACCUGGAGCCGAUUCUGCUGUCCAGGGCUGGGGCACCAAUGA